AUGUGUAAUAAGAUACUUUUUGCACGGGGUGCAAAUGGACAGGGUCAGCUAGGUUUGCCAAGCGGUGUAGAUGUUUAUCAUUUGGCACAGGUGAUGCUAGAUGGGAUAUGUCCGAUGUUUCUUUCAGCUGGUGGCAAUCAUACAUUGAUGCUUGAUUCUACUGGCUGUUUGUUUGCAGCAGGCGAUAAUACGCUAGGGCAAUGCGGAAACAAUGUAGGAAAAUGGGAGGGUUUUGCACAGGUAGCACAGGGGCAAUGUUGGACAGCAAUUGCUGCUGGAUGGGAAUUUUCGGUAUUUGCAACAGAGAAUGCUGUAUGGACAAGUGGACAUGGUAAAUACGGAGAGCUUGGACUAGGAGAAGGCAUUUUUCAUGCAGUGAUGCAACGGAUUCCUGGAUUUCCUUCAAAGAAUAAGAAAAUUAGUCAGUUAUGUGCUGGUGUGUAUCAUGUUAUUUGUUUGCUGGAUAAUGGUGAAUGUUGGGGAUGGGGCGAUGCACGACACGGUGAGUUGGGGCCUGAUUUAUCUGGCUGCGUAUAUAUGCCAACAAAGAUGUGUGUGCCGAGUAAUGUACGGGCUGUGGCGUGUGGGCGUGGAUUUUCUGUAACAUUAUCAAUGACUUUGGAUGUUUGGGGGCGUUUGCGAGGUAUACCAUAUAGUUUAAAGUUAUCGGAAAUGAAGAUUGAAUUGAAUGACAUUUUAUCAUUAAAUGCAUCAUGGUCGGCUGUCUUUAUUUUGAUGAAAAGAGGCAAUGUGGUUAUGUUAGGACGUGAUGAUCUUGCUCAACGUUGUCCAGCUGAAAUGCCUCCGUUAAAAAUGCUUGCAGUAGGCAGUGAACAUUGUUUAGGUAUUGGAGUGGAUGGGAAGGUUUACGGUUGGGGAUGGAAUGAGCAUGGCAAUGUACGCGAAGAUAAAAAGGAUGUUCGAGAAGUGUAUCUGUUAGAGAUACCUAAGGGAAAUGUUAGAUUUGUUGCAGCAGGCUGUGGGACCAGUUGGAUUUAUAUUGAGACUUCUAAUAAAGCAGUUAAUGAAACUGAAAACACAAUUGCAAAUAUUAAACAUGUAUUUUGA
Pneumocystis jirovecii RU7 is the source of this 1068-nucleotide messenger RNA. RefSeq lists its product as uncharacterized. The transcript has a single exon. The record is from RefSeq and is a predicted model, not a curated record. The coding region runs from base 1 to 1068 and encodes 355 amino acids. Gene Ontology annotation, molecular function: guanyl-nucleotide exchange factor activity. NCBI's taxonomy places the organism in Eukaryota, Fungi, Ascomycota, Pneumocystomycetes, Pneumocystales, Pneumocystaceae. Gene Ontology annotation, cellular component: cytoplasm.